UGGGGCUCAGGCGGCGGCGGGCGCGCGCGGCGGUGGCAGCGGGUGUGCGAGGCGCGCGCUGUUGUGUUCCCGGCGGUCCCUUUCCCCCCUCGGCGGGUGGAGGAGGCCGAAGCGGUGCUGGGCGCCGAUCUCUGCCUUCCUCCGUGACCUCCCGGCCCUGUCGCGCUGCGCGGCCUCCGCGACGCAAGACUGUCCCGGCCCGGACAUGGCUCGUGGGCAGCAGAAGAUUCAGUCUCAGCAGAAAAAUGCCAAAAAGCAGGCUGGGCAAAAGAAGAAACAAGGGCAUGACCAAAAGGCUGCUGCCAAAGCUGCCUUAAUAUACACCUGCACUGUCUGUAGGACACAAAUGCCAGACCCUAAGACCUUCAAGCAGCACUUUGAGAGCAAGCACCCUAAGACCCCACUUCCUCCAGAAUUGGCUGAUGUGCAAGCAUAAGGUUGUUUACAGGUGAAUUCAUGACACCUUUGGCUCUUCUACUGUCUCAGACCUUAGGUAACAAACCUGCAGCUGCUUUUCUAACAAAACUGUUGAUCAGCAAAAAUAAAGGGGCUACAGAAACACUCAUUUUUAUGCUGUUCCCUUUUGGGCUUCAUGCAAAGACAAUUCUGUGUAAAUGUACAGUUGACUCUGAUUUGGAAAUUGAAAAUCAGUCCAUCCUUGUUAUAAAAAAUUUUUUUACAAUUGUAAUUAUAUUGAUGUUCAUAUUGUGUAAAAUAACUCAUUUAAUAAAGUAGUACUUUGAUUUUAUGACAUCACAGGAUAAAUGAUUAUAGAAAUUCUGUUCUAACUUUCCUUAUUAUUUGCCUUAUAAAGGUCUAAUGAAUUCAUCAGCUAGAAUUGCAGGUGCAAUUCCUAUCUCCCCUUUUCAGCUCAGUGGCAGGUUUGUUAAACCUAGGACAGACUCAUUCAUCAAAAUUGCACACCACUUUAUUGGCAGCUGAUCUGGGUGAAGAAUGACAUCUGCUGCCUUAAUACAUUGCAAUUAUGUGUCAUUGCCCCCCUCUGAUUAUCUCCUAUGUUUGAAGUUGGAAUAUUUAAACUUAUCGUUUGAACUGGGUCUAUCCUAGAGAUAACUGAUAAAUUCAUAAAAGGUAUUGGAUUGUCUAUGAGCUCUUCUGAAAGAUUAGGUUCUGAAGUAUAUACUGUUCAAAAUAAUCUUAGGCCUAUUUAACAAAAUAUGAUAGAAUAAAUGUGAACUGGUAAACAUCGAUCUUUUAUAAAUUAUAUUAAAUUCUUUGAAUAUUGUUCAGGUUCUUUAAUUUGAAAUUGAAACAUUUAAAGGAGUUUUUGGAAGUUAUUAUUUUGCUAAUUUUAUGAAUGGGUUUUUCCAUUAACAGGAAGAUCGUAAUGACUUGUGGCUGGUUAUUUCCCAGAAUACUUUCCUUUUCUAAGUGAAUUGUUGGUUUUAGGAAUUUACUUUGUGCUGGUUCCUAAAAUCAAAGACUGUAUACAGUAUGACUUCCAUCUGAGCUAUAAAAAUAUUAUAGGCCAAUCAGUGUUCACAUUCUUUUGGAUCUAAGGAUGGGGAAGUAGUUUUCUUCAGCUGAACAAGGUAAAUUCCACCCAGUUAAAGACUAAUUUCAGCAUUCUUCUAAUUUAGUUUUGUCAACCGUUGUACAAGUGAAACUGCUGUAACUCAUUUAAAUUUUAAAAUUAGCAUGAUAAGAAGAACAUUGAAAUAUUUACUGAUAAUUGCUUAGAGCCGCCUGUCUAAUCCUGUAGAUUACAAAAUGCAUUCCCUCCUUCUGCUGUAACUCAUCACUCCAUUUGUUUUGUAACUGCAUAUUCUACCCACUUUGUCUUCACAGUACCUUUAGAAUAUUUCCAAGGAAAGUCCUCAGUGCCGAUAGUUUCUUACCAUUUCAUAUUCUUAGACCCUUAUUUCAAAAUAGUCCUUUUGUUUCAUUUUUUAAUUCCCUGAGUUUCAGACUUAAUAUCUGUUGUUUUCUAAUAUGUGGAUUACCAGAACAUUAGAAUUUUACCUAAUUUCUUGCUGAUGUUACAAAAGUUCUGGUUAAAUUACAAUUUAAAAGUUUUUGAAAGUGCUUUGAGCAUAUGUAUGUUUAUUUUUAGUAACAAAUUAUUUAAACCCCAUUCAUGAAUUUUGGAUUAAUUUUUUUCUUUAGUUUUACUGACUGUAAUUCACAAUAAGAGCCUUUUGUUCUUGUUUUUAACCUUUUUAUAAGCAGCUGAAAACACCAUAUUUGAUUCUCUUAACUCAGUGAUAGGGAAAUAGUUGGGUCGAUCUUACAUAAGACAUUAAUUCUUAAUAUGGGGAUUGUGAGUACAGUCCUUCACUUACUAUGUUUGAGUUAAAUUUGCUGUAAAGAGAAAAUUACAACUCUUAAACAUGUUAUUUCGGUUAAAGAUUCUUUAACAGAUCAUAGCAGACUUUGUUUUAAAACUGCUGUGGUGUCUUCAAAACCUUGAUGCAGUGCACAGCGAGAACUGGUCCACUUGCAUUCUGUAUCUACCUUAGUUGCCAAAAGGAAUGGGGUUAAGAGUAAGCUUGUUUCCAUUCCAUUCUCAUGGAUACACAUCCCCAUGUUUAACUGACACACUGGGGCCUCAGUUGUGUGCUGUAAUAUCGUAUUAAAGGAGAUAUUAAAGAAAA
Heterocephalus glaber (naked mole-rat) is the source of this 2615-nucleotide messenger RNA. It is a transcript of the gene Znf706, whose product is annotated as zinc finger protein 706. The record is from RefSeq and is a predicted model, not a curated record. Lineage: Eukaryota; Metazoa; Chordata; Mammalia; Rodentia; Bathyergidae.